AUGGCCACGUCUGCUCCUAUUCGACGCAAGCCGGUCGCUACUGCGAAUACCAGCUCAACGCCACCACCUACUUAUGACGACGUUCUCGACGAUCUGAUAGAUGACUAUCUUGAACCGCCUGAGAGCCCUCUUAAGCAUUCGUUGAUCACGGAUACCAAGACCUUGGCCAUAACGGAGAUAAAGGAGCUGACGUUGGAUACUCGUCCUUCCAUACCUCCGAGGCAGUUCUCGGUUCCACUGGUCUCAAGCCCUUCUGAGAUAUCAGUGAACUCAACUGCGUCAGCACCAGGCACACCCAAAGCAUCACGCUCAAUAUGGAAGAGUGCCGUCGACGAAACCAUCUACUUCGCCGGCGGGCUCAUUUCACACCCCUUCGAAUCAACCAGGCACUUCAGCGUUCUGCGCCAUUCUCCUGGUCUGGUCUACUUCAAAGGUCCGGCCACGAGUGUCACCAUCACCAUCUUCGGGGAUUCGCAGUUGCCACAUGAUCGGUCUUUCUGGCUGCAGCGGAAAGGCUUCUCGGGGGACAUGGGCAUGGCCGCGAGUGCGCUGCUAGGCACGACCGGGAACUGGAUCGAUGUCACGCCAUCCUUUGAGGCUGUGGUAUCUGACGUUUCCGAGUCUGACGAGCGAGCAUGGCAGAGAGAUAUCAAGAAAUUUCUUAAGAAGGCCUCCAAAGAUAAGCGCCUGUCCAAGCAUGUCAUCAGGGAAACGUGCGUCAUUCGGAUCCCGGCCUCGGCCUCAGAUGGGUACUUGCGUAUCGUCAUGUGUAGCGGACAAGGCUCGAAGAAGACGCUCUGCCCUUCUCCUGUCUUCCGAAUAGCGAGUACGUCUUCGGACGUGAGCAUACUCCGAGGCGCAAGCCUCAAGACCAUGCCACUCGAAGCUGGGCUCAAAGUGGCGUCGGUGGUCGGCACGCAGUAUGUACAGAGAUUCGUUGGGCCGGCGCUGGCAGCCCAGGGUAUUGUGCAGAGUAAAGUCGCCAAGAAACUACAGCCGGGUAGACUCACCAAACAGGCUGAGAAGGUGGCGAUCGUCAAAUCCGGCGUGAAGCAGCAAUUAAUCUCUCUGGAGGAGAAUUUCGACCCAACAAGGGAUGCCAUAUACGACGCGUUCCACGAGGAGGGGACCCUCGAGGCACCGCCCGAGGUCGUGGGGCCUGACACUGGACCGGAGCAGCCGUUUCCCGUCUCCUUUGAUGGUAAAGUGGCCCAAGGGACCGGUCAAGGUCUAAUGGGGACUGGGAUCCCAACAGCGAAUCUAGCUGGGGUGCCGAGCGACCUGUUACUGCGUCUGAACGGUAUCUACAUUGGGUGGGCCGCCGUGCAGCCGAUGAAGGGUGCCGAAGGCAUCUCCCACGAGUGGCACGAAGCCAUCAUCACUAUUGGUCCAUCGCCAUACGCGGCACCUCGGCUCGUCCCGAAGAACAUAGCCACUGUUCAUAUCAUACACGACUUCGGCACGUCAGCGUUCUUCGGCGCCAAGCUGAAGGUGGUGAUCAUGGCAUUCCUGCGCCGCGUACCCAAACCAGACCGCGCAGGGCCGCCCAUCGACAUCGCCGCAGCCGUCGCACGAGACACCGACAUCGCAAUCGCGAGCCUGAGCCGUGAACACUGGCAGUGCGAUAUGACGCUCCACAGGAUCAAGACGGAAAAGAGUCAGCUGUCUACGUCGGAGAAGUACGUGGAUGUUCGAUCACAGGUGCAGAAGCGCGUUGAUAGCGUCCCGGUACAUUGGGCCGGCGUCCGGACAGCUAGAUCUGAGCUGAAAGACCAAGCAUACGGUCGAGGAGGCUUGUAUAUAAGGAGAUGA
Messenger RNA from Anthostomella pinea, 1812 nucleotides. The record is from the annotation of a GenBank genome assembly. Lineage: Eukaryota; Fungi; Ascomycota; Sordariomycetes; Xylariales; Xylariaceae.